This is a messenger RNA of Galdieria sulphuraria, 714 nucleotides long. RefSeq names its product ADP-ribosylation factor. Gene Ontology annotation, biological process: protein folding. Lineage: Eukaryota; Rhodophyta; Bangiophyceae; Galdieriales; Galdieriaceae. The transcript is spliced from 3 exons. Bases 22 to 579 code for a protein of 185 amino acids. Gene Ontology annotation, molecular function: GTP binding; GTPase activity. The record is from RefSeq and is a predicted model, not a curated record. Gene Ontology annotation, cellular component: microtubule cytoskeleton; cytoplasm.
AGGCGGGAAAUUCAAUUGGAAAUGGGAUUAUUGACUAUUCUAAGAAAGAGUAAACGCAAGGAAAGAGAACUUCGUAUUCUUCUUCUAGGAUUAGAUGCUUCAGGCAAAACUACGGUAGCUAAAAGAUUGUUACGUCAAGAUGUUACGGACGUUGGACCCACCUUUGGGUUUGAUAUACAUACAGUAGAAUAUCAAGAUUACAAAAUUCAUAUAUGGGAUAUAGGAGGUCAAGAGUCUUUACGUUCAUACUGGAAAAACUACUUUGAAUCAACGGAUGGUAUUAUAUGGGUUGUAGAUAUUGCUGAUAGCACACGUCUUUCCGAUUGUAUAGUAGAGCUGCAUAAGACUUUGCAAGACGAGAGACUUGUUGGUGCACCUUUGUUACUUUUGGCCAAUAAGUUGGACAGGAAUCCUGAAAUAGUGAAAGAGAAACUAGUGGAAGCCUUCAAGUUGGAAACAACACUUUGUGAUCGACCUUGGAAUAUUUAUUUGUGCAGUGCUCUAUACAAUACUGGAGUUGUACAAGGUUUCUCAUGGCUCAUUGAUGAUAUAGCAGAGAAGAACUUUCUAUAUGGAUGAGUCUUGCGUGAUAAAGCAUGUAAGGAAGAAAUGGUCUUCAAUAUAUAUAUAUAUAUAAUACUUUGUAGCACGAAUAACCAUUUUUAUUGAUUUCAUUUGAAUCUUUUCUAUACAAAUAAACAGAUAGUAUUCAAU